This is a messenger RNA of Nerophis lumbriciformis (worm pipefish), 959 nucleotides long. It is a transcript of the gene fam241a, whose product is annotated as family with sequence similarity 241 member A. The record is from RefSeq and is a predicted model, not a curated record. Gene Ontology annotation, cellular component: intracellular membrane-bounded organelle. Lineage: Eukaryota; Metazoa; Chordata; Actinopteri; Syngnathiformes; Syngnathidae.
CAGAAGGUUGCUCGUCAACCGCCAUUAAAGCAAAGAAGAAGAAGAAAAAGGACAUACGUCGACCGGCGGGUGACGUCAUGCUGCUCGGUGGGGUUGUCACUUACACACACACGGAGGUGUUAUUAUGCGUGAAAGUUCCUGCGUGGGAUUAUGUCUGCCGGAAGACCAGAUCUACAUGAACAACCUCGUCCAGAUUUCCCCGCGGCGUCUUUACAGAACCACAGAAGGAUGACAGGACCAGACCCUCAGAGUGACUCCAGCAUGAGGCGACCACACGAGGACACCGCCAUGACCAGGGAGACCGGCGCCAUGACCAGGGAGACCGGCGCCAUGACCAGGGAGACCGGCACCAUGGCCAGGGAGACUCCCCUGGAUGACUGUGAGCGAAUGGGCACUCUGUUUGGGAUGUUCAACAAGUGUCUGCGGGGGAUGGGCUUCAGUCAGAUGUACUUUGGGGACAAGAUCGUGGAGCCAGUGGUCAUCGUCUUCUUCUGGCUCCUGCUGUGGUUCCUGGGCAUCCAGGCCCUGGGACUGGUGGGGACUCUAUGCAUCAUUGUCAUUUACAUCCAGGACUAACGAGAGCCGCAUGGAUCCUUGGUCCAGGAACAUUCAGGACAAUGCAAGACCAAAGCCUGUGAUGUUUGAGAAUCAUGUUCCAUCAGAAAGGAGAGAAUUAGUGAAAUGUUUGUUUGAAUUGGAACAUUUUAUGUUUCAAACUACUUUAGCAGAAGUGUCAACAGUGAAUGUCAUCAAAUAUUUUCAAAAUACUGUCAUUUUUUUAAAAUAAAGUAGCAUGAUGUUGGAUAUCACUGUCCAUGGAAGAGUAUAAAUGUGUGUGAGUACUGGAGAGGAAGUGUACUUGGUUCCUGAGGGCAGUGUCCCACAUCCACUUCCUGGAAAAAAAAAAUAUAUAUAUAUAUAUAUAUAUAUGAAAUUGUAACAAUAAAACUUGAACAACU